Pseudoliparis swirei is the source of this 3968-nucleotide messenger RNA. Its product is annotated as DENN domain-containing protein 11-like. The coding region runs from base 205 to 1692 and encodes 495 amino acids. NCBI's taxonomy places the organism in Eukaryota, Metazoa, Chordata, Actinopteri, Perciformes, Liparidae. The record is from RefSeq and is a predicted model, not a curated record. The transcript is spliced from 9 exons. Gene Ontology annotation, cellular component: cytoplasm.
CAAGAAUUAUUAUAAAAGAUAGAUGUAAACGCUACUACGCGCAACAUUUAUUUAAUGCAAAAUGCAACCGUUCAGUGCAGUGAAGAAUAAAUUCACAAUGCGGGGAUCGCUUUGAGCCAUAAUCAUCAACGUAUGGACCUGGUGCCUCUCGGCUGAGACAUCAUUUACAAUCUGUGAGACUGACGAGACCGGACCGCCGACAGGAUGGUGGAGCGGUCGGACCGAGCCCCUCUGCUGGAUUGGGAGGAGGUUCCAUCCGCGGAGAAGCCCGGCGGAGCGGCGCCGGUGGCCGCACACGCCAAGGACCGACUGGCGAGCCCCUCCAUCAACCGAGCCUCCGCGCCGGGGCUCGGGUGGAGCAGCGGUCCAGGGGGUCCCAGUCCCAGCAGGUCUGCAGACGUCUGCGGCGGCGCCCCACCCGCGACCUCCAGCGCCCCGACGGGCCGGGAUGAAGCCCCGCAGUCCGACAACGAGGACCAUCUCUCGAAUUCAGGAUCGAGGGAGCUAUCGCUGGAAGACAGGAUGGUGAAAUGGGAGGAAAAGGACCAGAUCGUGUCGGUCUUUGUGGUCGCGUUCAAUACCAGAUCAGGAAACAUGCUGGAGUGGUGCCUGCCCAAAGAUAUGGACCUGGAUGGAGUGGAGUUCAAAGCCAUCGCCAGCGGAUCCCACCGGGUCACCACAGACUUCAUCUACUUCCGGAAAGGCUCCUACUUUGGCCUCGCCUGCUUCGCCAACAUGGCGGUGGAGAGCACGGUGGAGAGGGGGGCGAGGAUGAAGUCAGUGGGGAUCCUGUCUCCCUCCUACACGCUGCUCUACCGCUACAUGAGCUUCCUGGAGCAUCAGGUUAGGCUCCAGCUUCAGACCCCAGGCCACUACUCUCCCCUGGAGGCAUUCUAUGAGGACAAGAGAGCACUCCUGCCCCCUAGUGGUGACGGUGUUGUUACUGCAUGUCCAGCCAAUGCCUGGGGAGCUGCAAUCAACCACUGCAUGCACCCCGAGAUGAAGAUCACGCACCCCGCGGGCUGCAUGUCCCAGUUCAUCCGCUUCUUCGGGGAGCAGAUCAUGGUGCUGUGGAAACUGGCUCUCCUCCGCAGGCGCAUCCUCAUCUUCUCCCCUCCACCUGUGGGCGUGGUCUGCUACAGAGUGUACUGCUGCUGCUGCCUGGCAAACAUCUCCCUCCCCGGGAUCGGCGAGGCCGUGCCCGAGUUCCGGCCCUUCUUCUACGUCAACGUGGCCGACAUCAGCGCCCUGGAGAACGAGCUCUCCUACGUGGCGUGUACAACUGAGAAGAUCUUUGAGGAGAAGAAGGACCUGUACGACGUGUACGUAGACAAUCAGAAUGUGAAGACCUACCGGGACGGCCUGAAGCCUCUGCUCCGCCUCAGCACCGCCGACAGGGAGAAAUAUCGCAAACUCACUGAGCAGAGACAGAUGUUGCUGUACUCCCAGGAGGAGAAUGGCGACUGUGUGUCCAGUGAAGAGGAUCUCUUUAUCCUGUUUUUCCUGGAGCAGAACAACAGGAUAUUCCAGACCCUCGGCGAGGUGGCAGGGAGCCCCGACCCUACGCUGACCCAGGAGAGUGUGAGGGCCAUGGGUCUGGAUCCUCACGGAGACCGGCUCUUCCUGCUCCACCUGCUGGAGAUCUAUGGCUAUGACAACCUGCUGGUGUCGGAGCAGCUGUGCUGCAGCUGAGAGACGGUGGACAGCUGGCUUUCCGCCUUUUGAUCAGUGCUGGUUUUAAAAAGGGGGUCGAUUUGCCUCGAGCUAACGUCAAGUGCUGCACUACUGGCUUCUUGGAGUCUUCAGGACUGCAUGGAAUCUCUCUGGAAUAACCUUUUCGUUGUUGUAUAUACACCCCCUGUGCUUCACCGUGGUUGUUCUCCCUCGCAACCCUGCUGGAAAAAGCCCCAAUCGUCUUUGUGUAUUAUCACAGAGAGGAACGUUGUCAAUUCUGCUCGACACGCGGAGGUUUAGGAUGGAUUACUUUACACGUGGCUGAUUUAAAAGUGACUCUCUGGAUCGGAUACAGCGGCAGUGUUUCAGCACUGAGCCGUGGUUGAAUGCCAUGGAUGGCAGGUCCAUGGUGAUGAACGACUACUGAAGUGGCCUGAGCUGUACUCGGACAUCGAGUCAAAUUUGAGAGCACGAUGGAUGAGGGUUAGGUAUGAAAGUGACAAAGAGUGGUAGCCAUUCUGUAAAUAAUCCCCCCCCCCCCUUUAUGUAUAGUGUGUCAAUAUAUGUGUGAUAUGGGGUGUUGCUUUCCUUGGAUCAAGUGCUGGAUUUAAUCAUCUUAUUUAUUAUUUGUAAAGCCUAUAUGAACGAAUCAGGGCCAACGAGCCGAUCAAACCGGCUCAGUCUUCAAGAGCCACGACUGUAAGAUUUGUUGUUUUAACUGCGACAAAUCGAGUAGUUUGUCAUUUCAUGUUGAGACAAAUUACUUUUUGGUCUGAGAUUGAGACCAAAUCCAAUUAUUUAAUGCACAGGUAAAAGGGGCCGUGGAGGCCACCUGAAAUGGCUCAUUUGCACCGGCGCUGCCCCUGCAGUUCAGAGGAAGCCCCGUUACACAAAGAGCUCUCAAAUGUCCCGUUGUGUUCAGCUCCAGCAUCAAGACAAAGACGAGCCUUCAGGGGGCGAGUUCACAACCUCAGAGGAUUCUCUCAGUUCAGAGACACCGAGUUUAUUAUCAGGUUAUUUAACGGCUACCAUCUGCAGCAUAGACGCAACGCUCAACUAUUUAGGCUCUGUACAUUUUGAAGCACAGCAGCGUAGGCUUUCGGCUUCGUCAGUAGAGAAGUGACAUCAUGUAGUGACAUCAUGGAGUGCAUAAGUGACAUUCAAGAAACAAGGUGCUCAGUUUUUCAGACAGGAAGUGAGAACAUCAAAAGCUGCAUUAAUCAAGAUUAUGAUUGAUAUAAUUUAAACCGAUAAUGAACUAAUGGAAAAAGACAGGGUUCAUGGAGUCGUGUCUUUUAGUUCUCCACCAAUAAAAAGCUUUAAGCCGCUAGCUGCUCGACUUUCUUCACCAGCUAGCGGCUAACGUUGCACGUCUCCCGCUUAGCGCUGAAUAGGUAGCAUAAAGUCUAUUAAAAACAUUUGGCCGAAAAAGAAGAAGAAAAACAAUCUGACGCUGGAAACAUGUUUGAGUCGUGAGUUUGAACCGUACAGUUAAAUGUUCCAGAAAACCGUAACAAGCCAAGAGGCUUAAAAAGCUCCACAUAUUAGCGAUAAUUCUCUGCGAGUUUGUUAGCUUCACAUUCCUGAAGAAUGCAGCUUCUAGUUAUUAUUUGGCUUCAGCCUGCAUACCUCCAUAGGUCACAUAUAACUUAACAAUGUGUGGAGCAAGGUCAAGGUUUGGGGGGUAUUUAUUUUGGACUAACCACCAUUCCACGACUGCAAUGUGAAAAUACAUGCGCUGAAAAAAAAGAAGAAAAAAAAGACUAAUUCUAUUGAAACAGUCAUUUAUAUUGUUAAUUUGCAUCUUUUGCAAUGAUCAUUUAGAUAAUUAAAAAAAUGUGUUCUGGAUAUUUAGAGUUUCUUUAGCCGUUUCAUCCUUUGCAGUGUAAAUAUUCAAUUGCUGUAUCCGUGACAAAUGGGGUCAGUUGAAUGUGUUUUAUAAGGCAAAUAUGAUCCCACAGAGCCUGUGUGCAUCACUGGAACCCUCAGUCAUGCGUCCGCCGUGCGAAAACAACCUCAAGCAUUCUCUUCACAUCGCAUGGCACCGUAGACCGCGUGUACAAAGCUGAAGCAGCCAUCUUUGUCGAUGAAUGGAUAAUCCGACUCAUGUUAAAACACCGUCACUUUAUUUAUUUUACCGUAAAACCAUUUCAGAAAUAAAGUGCAUCACCACUGUUUGAAGGAAACGCAGUUUUCAGUCUGAAUAUUGUCAAUAACAACCGUUACAUUCCUGAAUUGCACUUUUUUUCUAUUUAUUCAUUUUAUUAAAAGUUUAUUUCAACGCUACCUACUUU